GGCAGUUCUUCAACUCUUGUUUGCAGUGAACAUCUAGCCGUUGAUUUGAGCUUUGUGAUCUAAAGAGACUUUGCCAAUGUCUUUAAUGAGUUGGGUAUGAGUUGAGGGAGAAAACGUAGUUACAAUAAUCCAUUGCAGGUUGCUCAGUAGGGUUUGGAUCCUGAUGUUGUGGUGGAACUUCGGACAUAAAAGUAAAGAUCUUCAGUGAGGUUUGGGUCAGCUGAGACCUGUUGUCUCAGUGUCCUGCCCAAGAUCCACCAGCAGAAGGUGCAGUUGGAGGCUGAGCUGUGUCCAGGGAAGUGAACUUCUCAUGAAUAAUGGACCGGCUGCCUGAUGAAUAUGCACGCUGGCUGCUGUGCCUGGGAGGGCUUCGUAAAUAAUUCAUGAGCAGAAAAUGUUCUUCACCUUGCAACUGUACAGGAACGGAACGUCCCCGCUGCUGAGCGACGGCCGAGAGCAGCCCCGGUCCUGCGGCCUGAGACGCCGACGGGCGUCACCGCGAGUCCGCUGCCCGAGGGAAGUCGGAGUGGCGCAUCCGACGAGCGGGAGCAGCGAGAGACCCGUCGCCCUCCGGGAGCCUCCUGCAACCCGGAGCAAACACAUGUGGGAAGCCUGAGCCGGCUCGCCGUGCCCUGCGCAGCCGCCGUGCCGGGGACGCCAUGGACACCGAGGCCGUGCAGCCGCAGGAGGCCUCGCUGACCGUCAACGAGCAGGUCAUCGUGAUGUCCGGCCACGAGACCAUCCGCGUGCUGGAGGUCGGCGUGGACACCCCGCUCCCGGCCGAGGAGGCCCGGAAAGCCUUGGAGAUGCCGGCCAGGGAGACGGCUCGGGGCUCGCCGGGCGGAGCGGCCGAGCCGGCCGCGGAGGACGUCCCGGCCGGCGCCGAGACCUCGGGCGGCGCGGCCGCGGUCUUGACUCAGGAAAACUUAGCAACAGUUGUGACAGGAGUAAUGGUUCCAGCAGGGACAGUUACUCAACCUCUUCUUAUCCCCAUCAGUAUUGCAGGUCAAGUGGCAGGUCAGCAGGGGCUGGCUGUGUGGACAAUUCCUACAGCAACGGUCGCUGCCCUUCCCGGACUGACGGCUGCUUCUCCUACAGGGGGAAUUUUCAAAGCGCCUAUAGCCAAUGUGCAAGCGGCCGCCGUGCUCAACGCGACGAUCCAGGCACCGGCUCAGCCGGCCCCGCCACCCCGGCCGCCCACGCAGCCGCCGCCGGGCACCUUCGCCCCGGCACCCGGCCAGGCGCCCCUGCUGCCGCAGCCGCCCAAGCCCAUGGAGCCACCGGCGCAGAUCACCGUGCAGCCCGCAGGCUUUGCCUUUAACRCUGGCAUAAUCAGCGCUGCCACGCUGGGGGGGCAGCCCCAGCUGCUCGGCUCCUUGGCGGCCACCCCCGUCAUCGCCAACGCCCUCCCCAGCGUGCAGGGCCUCGCGGGCCAGCUCAUCACCAACGCACAGGGCCAGGUGAUCGGCACCCUGCCCUGGGUGCUGAACCCCCCCACGCUGACRGCGCCCAGCCUGCAGGUGCAGGCGGUGACGCCGCAGCUGCUGCUCAACGCGCAGGGCCAGGUCAUCGCCACCCUGGCCGGCGGCACCCUCCCGCCCGCUGCCACCACCAAGAAAUCCRUCGCCCCCGAGGCUCCCGCCAAGAGUGAGGUGCAGCCCAUCCAGCCGGCGCUGCCGCAGCCGGCCGUGGUGAUCAGCAACGCGGCGCCGGCCGCCAAACCCUCGGCCGCCCCCGUCCCCAUCGCCUGCUCCGAGACCCCCACCGUGAGCCAGCUGGUGUCCAAGCCGCAGGCUCCCAGCGCCGAGGAGGACGGCAUCAACCUGGAGGAGAUCCGCGAGUUCGCCAAGAACUUCAAGAUCCGCCGCCUCUCGCUGGGGCUCACGCAGACGCAGGUGGGCCAAGCGCUGACGGCCACCGAGGGCCCUGCCUACAGCCAGUCGGCCAUCUGCAGGUUCGAGAAGCUCGACAUCACGCCCAAGAGCGCCCAGAAGCUGAAGCCGGUGCUGGAGAAGUGGCUGAGCGAAGCGGAGCUGCGCAACCAGGAGGGGCAGCAGAACCUGCUGGAGUUCGUGGGCGGCGAGCCCUCCAAGAAGCGCAAGCGCCGCACGUCCUUCACGCCGCAGGCCAUCGAGGCGCUCAACGCCCACUUCGAGAAGAACGCGCUGCCCACGGGCCAGGAGAUCACCGAGAUCGCCAAGGAGCUCAACUACGACCGCGAGGUCGUGCGCGUCUGGUUCUGCAACCGCCGCCAGACGCUCAAGAACACCAGCAAGCUCAACGUCUUUCAGAUCCCCUAAAAAUGGGAGAAGAGGUGAAAUAGAGAAGGGGGGGGGGCUGCUCCGCAGCGCCCGCCCCAACCGUGAGCACUUUGCGCCCGAUCUGCCCCCAUCCCUAAUGUCGCCGUGAGCCCAGUGUGUCCCCCUCGGUGUCCCGAGCCCCGUCCCCUGCCGCCGGUGGGAGCCGAGCGCAGAGAGGGGCCGGGGGCAGCCGGCACAGGGAGG
Nothoprocta perdicaria is the source of this 2504-nucleotide messenger RNA. It is a transcript of the gene POU6F1, whose product is annotated as POU class 6 homeobox 1. Gene Ontology annotation, molecular function: DNA-binding transcription factor activity, RNA polymerase II-specific; RNA polymerase II cis-regulatory region sequence-specific DNA binding. Gene Ontology annotation, biological process: regulation of transcription by RNA polymerase II. Lineage: Eukaryota; Metazoa; Chordata; Aves; Tinamiformes; Tinamidae. The transcript is spliced from 13 exons. The coding region runs from base 660 to 2300 and encodes 546 amino acids. The record is from RefSeq and is a predicted model, not a curated record.